AAAACAAAACGCACCCGGCUACAAGCGUCACAGCGUUUUGCGACAAAACGUCGGUUGUGGUAACAUGGCGUCCAGCUUAUCACGGCCAUGGAGUCAAAAUUGUUUACACUCUGUUCUACAGUAAAUACGUCAGACAUCCGACCACCAAUUGGACCGUCGUAGACAUACCAGACAGCGUCCAGACAGUCUACAACGUCUACCUCUUCAAUCUCCAGCCAAGCACGGUCUACAGUUUUAAGGUCAGGUCACUCAGUCUGAAGGGCAACGACCUUGAACUUGAAAGCAAUGUCAUUUCUAGGACAACCGGAGGUAAUCUGAGGGCCUUUUAUACUUUUUCCCUGCUUUGA
Helobdella robusta is the source of this 347-nucleotide messenger RNA. RefSeq lists its product as hypothetical. The transcript has 2 exons. The record is from RefSeq and is a predicted model, not a curated record. Gene Ontology annotation, molecular function: protein binding. The annotation marks the transcript as partial. Lineage: Eukaryota; Metazoa; Annelida; Clitellata; Rhynchobdellida; Glossiphoniidae.